GGUUGGCGACAUUUGAAGCUCGUCGUCGAAUAUUUUUGUCCUUCGAUGCUGCCAUGGCUAGCUUUGGCGAUGCUUAAUUUUCUCACUUGGUUGUCCUAGAAAUCUGUUUUUGAAUUCCCUUCUGCUUCAAUUUCAAACGCGUGUUAUAUCGGGUGAAGAUUUGACAGCUGGAGAAUCAAAUACUGGCGAUUCAAGUGCUCGAAAUGCUCGAAACUUCACCGAUUUCCCUGGUUCUCUUACCGGUAUGAGUGGUGUGGUUUAAGCAGCUUCGUCUUUCACUAGUUUGCAGAAGCAAGAUCCGCCUCGCAACCAACGGCCUCCGCCUUACGGUCUUACAAUCUCUGUAAGAUCAUUAGGUGGACAUGGCUGUGGUAUCAUCAUUAAUGCUGGCGCCCUCCUUAACCAAUGUACAUCGGGCUCCAGCCCCUUUUAGUUACGAGUAUCAUGGAACUAAGAAGGCAUCGGUCGUGGUGCGAUGCACGCUUCAAAAUUCUGUACAAUCCGCUGCAGUGGCGACGACGGCUGCUGCUUUGUUAAUAUUUGUUCCUAUGGGCGAGGUAUCACUUGCACAGCCAAAACCGAACGGUGGAAGCAUGUGUGAGAUCGCGGCGGAUCUCGAUGCAAGCGGAAUUCUGAAUCUGAACGCAGGCUCUGAGGGCGAUGAUGCAGGCGGUCCUCUAAUAAUGUCGGCAGGAAUGACUAUGAAGAACUUCAACCCUGCUCGCUAUUCUGGUCGUUGGUAUGAAGUUGCGUCUCUGAAACUCGGGUUUGCUGGACAGGGUCAACAAGACUGUCAUUGCACACAGGGCAUCUACAGCUAUAAUGACGCCAAACAGUCAAUUGAGGUGGAGACGUUCUGCGUUCAUGGGAGUCCAACGGGCUACAUCACGGGAAUUCGUGGCAGAGUUCAGUGCGUGACAGAUAGAGAGCUUGCCAAACUCAAGCUUAGUGAGUUUGAAAGAAUGCAGAUGCUGCAACAAAAGUGCUACUUGCGCUUCCCCAAUCUUCCAUUCAUUCCCAGACAGCCCUACAAUGUGCUCGACACUGACUAUGACAGUUACGCCCUUGUGUCAGGGGCCAAGGAUGCUAGCUUCAUACAGAUUUAUUCUCGCACACCCAACCCAGGGCGGGACUUUAUCGACACACAGAAGGCAGCCCUAGCCAAGUUGGGCUAUAGUGAUGACAUAGUAGACACUCCUCAGGACUGCGAAGAGCAAUCAGUAGAACAGCUGGAAGCCAUGAUGGCCAGUCCUGGCAUGGAGAGCGUGCUGAACAAUACCUUCGAGCCACUCAGGCUUAGCAAGGGGGUCCAGCUCAAUCCCUUCACUAGCAAUCUGGAGACCAUCAAGAAACUGAUUCAGCUCUACUUGCCGAAGUUCGGCAAAUGAUGUGUGGUAGACCCUAUGUAGAAAACCAUUCACUUGUUUCUGUUGCAUAAUUUUACUUUGAUUUAACUGCGCCUACAUGGUCCUCAA
This is a messenger RNA of Physcomitrium patens, 1475 nucleotides long. The record is from RefSeq and is a predicted model, not a curated record. NCBI's taxonomy places the organism in Eukaryota, Viridiplantae, Streptophyta, Bryopsida, Funariales, Funariaceae.